AUGACAGAGGAAGCUAUUAUUCGUAAACUUGUUGCUGAUGGAGAUGGUACUGGUGAUGAUAGAAGGAUUUUACAUUUAUUUCAAUUAAUUAAUAGUCUUGGAAAAUCAAGCGAUUCUAAAAGUCUGUUAAACAAAAAUCAAGAGAAAAUGGAAGAAGUUAAAAAACAAUUAGCUGAAGCCAAACAAGUUAAAAAGAAUCAACAAGAAUAUGAUAAUAUUGCUAAAAUGAUUAAAGAAAAACCAAGUCGAGCAGAAACUACGAAAAAAUUAAAAAUUUUACAAGACGAAUUGGAAGAGGCUUAUUCUAAACAAAAGAUUUUGGAGCAGAAAUUAAUUGAAAAAAAGGAAAGUAUAAGUACCUUGGCUGCUCUUCUUGAUGAAUUAGACGAAACAAAUAAAGAACAGGUAGAGGAUGUAUUAAUGGCAGAAGUAGAAGAAGGCCCUGUAGCUCCUCCUCCUAUCAACAAUAAACCAAAUACAAAUGGGGAAAAAGUUCGGAAUGAACUUGAAAUGUAA
Molecule: messenger RNA, 516 nt
Organism: Meloidogyne enterolobii
Lineage: Eukaryota; Metazoa; Nematoda; Chromadorea; Rhabditida; Meloidogynidae
Source: the annotation of a GenBank genome assembly